AUGACUCAAACAAAAGACCAUGUUCUGAUAACUGGAGCCGGUGGCUUCAUCGGCCAGGAACUCAUCACAUCUCUCCUCAAAGACAUGCCCAGCGCUCGCUUCACCCUCACCGAUAUCAUCACUCCCCCAAUCCCCUCAGGAGCAGAAAGCCAGGUCACAUCCCUCAAAGUAGACCUAACAGACCCAUCAGCUGUUAAAUCCCUGCUGUCCAACCGCUUCAGCCACGUCUAUAUUCUUCAUGGUCUCAUGUCCGGUGGCGCAGAGGCCAAUCUAGACCUGGGACUCAAGAUCAACGUUGACUCUGUGCGAAGUAUUCUUGACGUGCUGCGGACUGCAUAUCCUGGUACGAAAGUGAUAUUUGCUAGCUCGUGCGCUAUCUACGGUCAGACGGAUCUUGUGACUGAGUUUGGAACACUUCCUCAGCCUAAGAGUUCAUAUGGUAUUCAGAAGUUGCUGGUAGAGCUUUUGAUCAAUGAUUACUCCCGCCGCGGUCUUCUCGACGGACGAAUUGUUCGCCUACCCACUGUCAUCGUCCGCCCAGGCGCACCCUCGGCUGCUGCAUCCAGCUUUGCAUCAGGCAUUGUCCGAGAGUCUCUCCACGGAGUCCCCAACAUUCUACCAGUUAGUAGAGACCUCGAGCUUUGGGUCUGCAGUCCUGCAACGGUUAUCAAGAACCUCAUCAAGAUCAAGGACGUUCCAAAAGAGAAGUUUGGUGACUCGAGAGUGGUCAACCUACCUGGCAUUACGGUUACGGUGCAGGAGAUAUUAGACGCUUUGAGAGAGGUCGGCGGUGAGAAGGCGCUUGGGCAGAUUGAGGAGAAGAGGGAUCCGGCGAUUGAGGCAAUUGUAAGUAGUUGGCCGGCGAGGUUUGAUGUUUCUAGGGCUUAUGGUCUUGGACUCGAGGCUGAUGGAACGGUGUUAGAUGCUGUUAAGGCGUUCCAUGUAAAGAUUUCCAAGGCUUAG
Fusarium subglutinans is the source of this 963-nucleotide messenger RNA. Its product is annotated as nucleoside-diphosphate-sugar epimerase. The record is from RefSeq and is a predicted model, not a curated record. NCBI's taxonomy places the organism in Eukaryota, Fungi, Ascomycota, Sordariomycetes, Hypocreales, Nectriaceae. The transcript has a single exon. The coding region runs from base 1 to 963 and encodes 320 amino acids.